AUGCCGAGCCUCAGCUUUCCCUAUCACGAGCCCCGUGAAGGCUUUUGGGGUGAUGACUAUGUCAUGAGCUACUACGUUGCUGAGCUGUGCAACACCCUGACGAACGGUCUUUUCAUCAUUUACGGCAUCAAAGGGUUGCGGUCGUGCCUGAAGUACUCCAAUCCCAGCAUCUUCCUCUACACCUUCAUGGGCUAUUUGGUCGUUGGCUGUGGUUCUACCCUCUUCCACAUGACUCUGAAAUAUCCAAUGCAGCUCGUCGACGAGCUGGCCAUGAUCUACACGACAUGUUUCAUGGUCCACGCCACCUUUGCCUACGGGAGGUCCUCUCGCUUCUCAUUCUGCCUUGGCGCUGGCCUCGUCGGUCUCGCCUGGUUCAUCACUGCAAGAUAUUACGAGACCAAAGAUCCUCAGUUUCACCAGGACGCCUACGCCAUUUUGACCGCUACCGUGGUUUUUUCCAACAUGUAUAUCAUGGAAAAGGUUUUACGCCCCGCUCUGAAGGCCCGUGGGUCCAAGAGAGCGCCAGACUCGACGGUACCGACGAGUAGUGCCAUUCUGAAGCAGAUGUGGACAAUGGUUGCGACGGGUCUCAGCAUCUUUCUGGGCGGCUGGCUCAUCUGGAACCUGGAUAACAUCUUCUGUGCCAGGAUUCGCGUAUGGCGGCACCAGAUCGGGCUGCCGUGGGCGAUUGCGUUGGAAGGCCACGCGUGGUGGCACCUGAUGACGGGUAUCGGUGCAUACUACUACAUAAUUUGGCGCAUUUACAUCCAGCGCUGCCUUGACGGUGACGAGGACAAGUUCCGGCUUCACUGGCCUUCGGUAUUCAAGACGCCAGAAGUGAUCGCGGUAGACGAUGUACCUGGGCGACUGGCAGAGAAGAAGGCGCGGUGA
Molecule: messenger RNA, 891 nt
Organism: Anthostomella pinea
Lineage: Eukaryota; Fungi; Ascomycota; Sordariomycetes; Xylariales; Xylariaceae
Source: the annotation of a GenBank genome assembly